Trichoderma asperellum CBS 433.97 is the source of this 348-nucleotide messenger RNA. RefSeq names its product RING-box protein 1A (gene ROC1A). Lineage: Eukaryota; Fungi; Ascomycota; Sordariomycetes; Hypocreales; Hypocreaceae. Gene Ontology annotation, molecular function: zinc ion binding; ubiquitin protein ligase activity; cullin family protein binding. Gene Ontology annotation, biological process: ubiquitin-dependent protein catabolic process; protein ubiquitination. The record is from RefSeq and is a predicted model, not a curated record. Gene Ontology annotation, cellular component: cullin-RING ubiquitin ligase complex; nucleus.
AUGGCCGACGUUGAGAUGAGCGACGCCCCAGUGGCCGCCAAGAAGGCCGACGGCGUCAGCGCCAAAGGGGGUGAUAAAAAGAAGUUUGAGGUCAAGAAGUGGAACGCCGUUGCGCUCUGGGCGUGGGACAUCGUCGUCGACAACUGCGCCAUCUGCCGAAAUCACAUCAUGGAUCUCUGCAUUGAGUGUCAAGCAAACCAAGCAUCAGCCACCAGCGAAGAGUGUACCGUUGCCUGGGGCAUUUGCAACCAUGCUUUCCACUUCCACUGCAUUUCACGAUGGUUAAAGGCCAGAUCGGUCUGUCCCCUAGACAACAGAGACUGGGAGUUCCAAAAGUACGGCCGGUAG